This is a messenger RNA of Adineta steineri, 1650 nucleotides long. Lineage: Eukaryota; Metazoa; Rotifera; Eurotatoria; Adinetida; Adinetidae. The record is from the annotation of a GenBank genome assembly.
AUGUAUUAUCCUUCAUCAUCUUCUAAUAUAACAUCAUUAAAUGAAAAUGCAGCUUUAAUAUAUUUUGUUCCAACAUUUUCAACACCAUUAUCAAUAUUUGAUGAUAAUAUAACAUUAAAUACAACAUUUUCAUCAUUAUUAAUAACUGAUCCAACAACAUUAAAAAAUACAAAUUUAUCAUGUACACAAAUCAAAUAUUAUUAUAUAUCACAAAAACCUUUAUUCAAUAUAGUUCGUUAUAUAUCACAAAAUUUAAAUCGAUUUUUUAUUUUACCAGCUAUUGUUUUAAAUUUAUGUGCUUUCUAUAUUUUAAGACGUACACGUAUGAAUCGUUCAUCAUCAAUAGCUUUCUAUAUGCAAACAUUAGCAUUAUGUGAUGUAGCUUUUUUUGCAUUACGUGUUAUUUUUGGUGAAUUAUCAAGUUCAACAACUGGUAAACAAAUUUUAACAACUGGUUUAUGUAAAUUUCUUUUUCUUAUGGUCAAUGCAGUUAAUUAUACAACUGUAUGGCUUAUAGCUGCUAUGAACGCGGAUAAAUUUCUUGCUGUUUGUUUACCAUUACGUGUAUCAGAUCUUUUAUCAAGAAAAAAAGCUUAUUUAGUUGUUAUAGCUGUAAUAACGUGUUCAAUGCUUGUUGCAUCUGUACAUGCUAGUCGAACUGUAUUAACAAAUAAUGCAUAUUGUUGGCUUGAAACAUCACAAGAUGAAAAACUUGUUUUUAUACUUGAUGCAUUUUUUUGCUGCUUUAUUCCAUUUUGUGUUAUAUCUAUAUUGAAUGCUGCCAUAUUUGUUGCCUUAUUUCGUGCACGACGUGAAGCAUCCUAUUUACAUGAAGCAACUAAUUCUUGUAAUACAACAUCUUUAAUUCGACCAUCAGUUAAUGGUCGUAAUUCAACAAGUAAUUAUCUUAAAACAUCAUCAAAUAAAAGUCAAUUUCGUUCAUCAAAUGUAAAUUCAUCAGCAACAAGUCGUGCUCGUAUGCAAUCACAAAAUCUUCAAAUAACAAUUAUGCUUAUAACAAUUUCAAUAUCAUUUUUUGUUUUAACAUUACCAAAUGCUAUUUAUUAUUUGCUCAUAUUUUUACGUGUUCUAAUUGAAAGUUGGAAAGCUGUAAAUUGUGAUGAUAAUGUAUAUCGAAAUCUUGAUAAAUAUGUACGAACAUCAGCUGUUGUCUAUCUUAUAUCAAAUAUAACAUCGGAUUUAAUGCAUGUGGUUAAUUUUUUUUUAUAUUUUAUUAGUGGAGCAAGAUUUCGUACAGAAUUUCGUCGUUUAAUAUUUCAUCAAUUAUGUCGAUGGUGUUAUAAAGGACAACAUGGUAUUGGUGGAAAAGAAUUAAUGACAAAUGAGCGUUCAUUUUUACGAACGAGUGGCGUAGCGACGACUGUGCGCACAUUGGCAUCAUUGCCAGGAGCUGCAAGUAAACAGCAACGUACGUCGACGAAUAUCAAUUAUACAACGACAAUAAGAGAUAAACAGAUACCAAAACAGGCAAUAGCACGUCUAUCUUCAACUUCGACUGUUGCGCUUGAUGGUAAUGUAUCGACAUCGCUUGAAGGCAAUACUAGGCGAAGUCAGUGUCCUUCUACAACGUUAAUUCAUACCGAAAAAGAUGACAGAAAAGAAAGCAAUAGUUCUUUUUUACAAGAAUGA